Molecule: messenger RNA, 885 nt
Organism: Stylophora pistillata
Lineage: Eukaryota; Metazoa; Cnidaria; Anthozoa; Scleractinia; Pocilloporidae
Source: RefSeq, a predicted model, not a curated record
AUGGCGACAGAAAUUAAAACGCGCGGAAGAGUUUGGGAGCAUAAAGAAACCCUCCUGUUGCUUGAAAAGUGGGGAGACGAGAGUAUCGAGCUUAAGCUAAAAUCAUGUACACGAAAAAAGCCUAUAUGGCUACAUAUUGCGGCAAAUCUUCGAGCUGCAGGCUACGAAGACGGAGACGACAGUAGUUGCAAGACACGAAUUCACACUCUGAUAAGCGCGUACAGGAGUUACAAAGACGAAUGCACCAAGACGGGAAAUGCCACACCAAAGAAGAAGCCGGCUUUCUUCGACGAAGUGGACGAGCUGAUGUCGGACAAGCCAUGUACAAAACCAAAGGUGACUAUAAAGUCCGCAACAAUUUCCAUUGAUGGCGACGGUGAUGGAAAAAAAAAACAAAACCAGAAAACGUUGAGCCGAACGCAAAUAAAAAGAGGAAAACCGCGUCUGAUGUCUUUACAAAAUUUGACAAAAUGUGACAAAACGUUUGAGUCCUUUAUGGAGUAUCAGCAAGCGGCUGACAAGAGCUUCAUCGAAGCUGAAGCGGCAAGAGAGAGGCGAGAGGAAGAAAGAGCGGAGAAGCGAAGGGAGGAGGAUCAAAAAUUUCUCCUGAAACUGGCGCAGGGUCUGCAUAACUAGAACCUAGUAAGUACCGGCGUCAGUUUCCAGUUCGGUUUUGUCUUUUUGUGCGAGCCGUUAGAAAAAAAUUAGACCAGCUUAUGAGCGAUUUUAAAACGUGCAUUCCUUGAAAUGAUAUUUCUUGUUUAAUUUGAUGGCAUUAUCGUUAGUUCAUUCGCUGUGAUUCAUUGCUCAAAUGAUUUGGCUCAUAUUUUUAAACGCCUUUUUCAAUACUAUUCAAAUAUCAAGCUUGAGUUUCCUAAGCCUGCU